Dendrobium catenatum is the source of this 1823-nucleotide messenger RNA. Its product is annotated as solanesyl-diphosphate synthase 1, mitochondrial. The record is from RefSeq and is a predicted model, not a curated record. The transcript has 13 exons. Gene Ontology annotation, biological process: isoprenoid biosynthetic process; ubiquinone biosynthetic process. Gene Ontology annotation, molecular function: prenyltransferase activity. NCBI's taxonomy places the organism in Eukaryota, Viridiplantae, Streptophyta, Magnoliopsida, Asparagales, Orchidaceae. Gene Ontology annotation, cellular component: transferase complex. Bases 304 to 1563 code for a protein of 419 amino acids.
GCGUCGCUACUUCGGUUCCUUCGUGGCUGUUCGACUUCGCUGUUUCGACGGCUUUCCCUUCCUGUCGGGUCGGAAGUUACGACAUUCUGAUCGGAAGCAGCAACGGGAGCUCGCUGGCUGUGAAGGUUCUCCCUUUCGCACGUUUCUUCUGCCAAAUCCCAUAAAUCCGCCGAACCGAGGGAUUUAGUAAAUCCGGGAUUCAAGCCGUAAAUCCUUAAAUCCGGGAUUUACCCAUCGCCGGGUUUAACGAGCGCACAAAACCGUUUGGCUGGAUUUAGCGCAAAUCAGACUUAAAUCCCGCUAAUGUAUUGGAGGUGGGCUCUGAGGAUUCUGAGCUCAAGAGCGAGCCUCAAUGGUGGGAGUGUCCAGAGAUUCGAUUGCACAGCUCGUUCUGGGUCAAUUUUUGGUAGAUAUUCUACUAUUACAUGCCCAAAGUCAGUGUUAGGUUUCAGAGAAACUUAUUUUUCGGGUUCACAUGGCUUGCAUGACAUCAGAUAUCAAGUUCAUCAAGAAAAGACUUCAGCAGAUGAGGAACCACUGGACCCAUUUUCGCUUGUUUCAGAUGAAUUGUCAGUUAUUGCAAACAGAUUAAGGUCUAUGGUAGUUGCUGAGGUACCAAAGCUGGCUCAAGCUGCUGAAUACUUUUUCAAAAUUGGAGUCGAGGGGAAAAGAUUCAGACCUACAGUCUUGUUGCUGAUGGCUAAGGCUUUGUAUAUGCCAAUACCACAACCAACAGUUGAUGGAGUGUUUAGUAGCUUAAAGAAGGAGCUGGAUUUGAGGCAACAGCGUAUUGCAGAGAUAACUGAGAUGAUUCACGUAGCAAGCCUUCUUCAUGAUGAUGUCUUGGAUGAUGCAGAAACAAGACGUGGUAUUGGUUCGUUAAAUAUGGUGAUGGGGAAUAAGUUGUCUGUGCUAGCUGGAGACUUUUUGCUUUCAAGAGCUUGUGUUGCACUUGCAAAACUAAAGAAUACAGAGGUUGUAUCUUUAUUGGCAACUGUUGUGGAACACCUUGUGAACGGUGAAACAAUGCAAAUGACAACGUCGUUUGAGCAACGGCGUAGCAUGGAGUAUUACUUGCAGAAGACAUUCUAUAAGACAGCUUCGUUGAUUGCAAAUAGUUGCAAGGCCAUCGCUCUGCUUGCAGGCCAAACUGCAGAAGUGGCACUGCUUGCUUAUAAUUAUGGUAGAAAUUUGGGCAUGGCAUAUCAGUUGAUUGAUGAUGUCCUUGAUUUCACGGGUACAUCAAGUUCACUUGGAAAGGGCUCAUUGUCUGACAUUAAACAAAAUAUUGUAACAGCUCCUAUUUUAUUUGCAAUGGAGGAGUAUCCUCAGCUGAGAGAAGUUGUUGAUCGAGGGUUUGGCAAUCGCUCAGAUGUUGACCUUGCACUUGACUACCUUUUCAAGAGUAAAGGACUUGAGAGGACUCGAGAGCUAGCCGCAGAACAUGCUGAUGAGGCUGUAAAAGCUAUUGAGGCCCUUCCUCAUAGUGAUGAUGAGGAUGUCAUAAAAUCAAGACGGGCUCUUGUCGAUCUUACUCGCGAGGUCAUGACACGAACCAAGUGAAGCCUCCGCCGCUUCAUUCGAGUAAAAUUAUUCCCCUGUAGAUCGACUCUUGCCAAAAAUGUUUUAGAUUCUUUCUGAUAAGUUUUAGCAUCUAGUUGUAGGGAAGAAAUGUUGUUCAAAAUAACCUUGAAUUAUCAAAGCUCUUAUGAUUACUUCUUGUAAGUCACAGCACCAUUCUGUGAUAAGCUUAAACAAAUGCUUUGAACUCCUGUUAAAGUGUAGUUAUUAAUCCAAUAAUUUAUCAUUCAUGAUGAUCAUUA